This is a messenger RNA of Drosophila willistoni, 1809 nucleotides long. RefSeq names its product probable cytochrome P450 4s3 (gene Cyp4s3). NCBI's taxonomy places the organism in Eukaryota, Metazoa, Arthropoda, Insecta, Diptera, Drosophilidae. Bases 202 to 1683 code for a protein of 493 amino acids. The record is from RefSeq and is a predicted model, not a curated record. The transcript has 4 exons. Gene Ontology annotation, molecular function: monooxygenase activity; oxidoreductase activity, acting on paired donors, with incorporation or reduction of molecular oxygen; heme binding.
AGCGGUUGCAAAAAAGAAAAGCAAAACAAAAAAAAACAUCGCCAUAAAUCUUAACAUUGUAACUGAAAGAGAGUGAAAGAGAGAACUGCUACUUAUACUUAGUUAUUUUAGUGGUUGUUGUUAAACAAGACCACUUUUUGUUACUUGUUUGUUUGUGUUUUUUUUUUGUUGUUGUAUUAAUUGAACUAACUAGUCGCAAGUAUGAACACUUUGGCAUUGCUUGCAUUUGUUUUGUGGGCACUUUUUCUGCGAUUUAUACCGCAGAUUUUGACAUUUUUACGUUUGCAACGUUUCGCCAAGACCUUGCCGGGACCAAGUGUGAGUGAACUGAUAGCCAAUGUGAAGAAAGGAGAGAUAUUGAACUGGCUGAAGGAGUUGCGGUCCAGACAUGGUUCGACAUUUCGCAUAUGGUUUGGCAAGGAUUUAAUGGUAAUGUUCACCGAUCCGGAGGAUAUUAAACAGCUGUUGGGCAACAAUUCAUUGGUGUAUAAGUCAAGGAACUAUGAACUGCUCGAGGCAUGGCUGGGCAAGGGACUUUUAACCAAUGGCGGUGAAUCGUGGCAUCGCCGUCGCAAAUUAUUGACGCCAGCCUUUCAUUUUCGCAUACUUAGUGAGUUUAAGGAGCCCAUGGAACAGAAUUGUCGCAUCCUGGUCAGUCGUUUGAAGGAACGUGCCAAUGGUGAGGUAUUUGAUAUAUAUCCAUAUAUAACACUAUUUGCCCUCGAUGCGAUUUGUGAGACGGCCAUGGGUAUUAAGAAGCAUGCACAGAUGCAAAGUGAUUCGGAAUAUGUGAAAGCUGUGCAGACUAUCUGUCGAGUUUUGCACAAACAGAGCUUCUCAUUUUGGCAACGUUUGAAUGUAUUCUUUAAAUACACUCAAAUGGGUCGUGAUCGUGAUAAUGCAUUAAAAAUUUUGCACGAUGAGACAAAUCGUGUGAUACGGCAACGUCGCCAGCAACUCCAGAAAGAGCAGCAAGAGUCCCGGCCCGAGGCCGAACAAGACGAUAUUGGAGUUAAACGUCGCUUGGCCUUUCUCGAUAUGCUUCUGCUCGCCCAAAUGGAGGGCGGUACAGAGGAGCUAAGUGAUCGCGAUAUACGUGAAGAAGUCGACACUUUUAUGUUUGAGGGCCAUGAUACUACCAGUUCGGCCAUAGCUUUUGCUCUCAGCCUGCUUUCAAAGCAUCCGGAAGUACAACAACGUGUCUACGAGGAGGCUGUGGAACUGGAGGGCAGAGAAAAGGAUUCCAUGCCCUAUCUAGAGGCAGUGAUCAAGGAGACACUGCGCCUAUAUCCCUCGGUGCCGUUCUUUUCGCGCAAAGUUAAUGAGGAUCUGAAUGUGGGCAAACUUCUAGUACCCAAAGGAGCAUCCAUUAGUUGCCUUAUCUAUAUGCUGCAUCGUGAUCCCAAUAGUUUUCCUGAACCCGAACGCUUUGACCCCGAUCGUUUCUAUUUGAAUGAAACGAAAAUGCAUCCAUUUGCCUUUGCUGCUUUCAGUGCGGGACCCAGAAAUUGUAUAGGCCAAAAAUUUGCUAUGCUGGAGCUUAAAUUGUCGCUCUCUAUGCUAUUGCGUCACUAUCAAUUAAUGCCAGCUGACAAUCAUCAGCCGAAUCCCCUGGCCGAACUUGUAAUGAAGAGCGGCAAUGGUAUUCAAUUACGUAUGAAACCACGCCUACCACUCUCAUAAAACGCCCCUCUUUAUCAAUUCUCAUAGCAUAUUGUUUAUCAUUAGUAGUUGUAAUCUUAGCACUAUUUAGGUUUAAUGCUUCACCGAUUAACAAAAUAAACAACGGAUCAUAUCAAUGUUAUUGUA